GAGCACCGUAUAAAUAUCCCGGUUAAAGGCUCAAAAUUUGAAAAGAAAAUAAGAAGCAAGCUAUCAUGAAGGUAUUAGCGUACUCUCUACUCUUCCUUGUGGCUUAUAGCUCUGCCUACUCGAUAUUCCCUAAUGUGGGAGCAGGAGCAAACCUACAAUUAAAUGGAAAAGUAAAUGCAGGAAAUGGAAGAAGUGCAGGAGCGAACAUAAAGAUAGGAGCAGAUGUAGGUGCAAAAGGUAAUGGGGGAUCAAAAUCAGGAAUAGGAGCAGGGGCAGGCAUAAAUAUAAACGCAGGAAUUAAAGGACCGAAUGGCAACUCAGGUGUAGAAGCGGGAGCAGGAGUAAGUGGAGGAAUAAGUGGAGGAUUGAAGAUUCCUUCUCUACCUCUUCUUCCUUUCCCUCGUCCUCAUAUACCUAUUCCUAUUCCCAUAUUGCCUUGGGGAAGCAAAAGUACUUCCACUACCACUGAAAAGUCUACCUCACAUCAAACUACUAUACACCCAACUGGAUCAUCCAGCGGUACUAAACCGUCUAGUUCUCCUAGUACUAUACAUCCGACCAAACCAUCCAGCACUUCUAAAUCACCCAGUACUCAGAGUACUAAACACCCAACUGGAUCAUCCAGCAGUACGAAAUCACCUAGUUCUCCUAAUAGUACACAUCCGACCAAACCAUCCAGCAGUUCUAAAUCACCCAGUACUCACAGUACUAUACACCCAACUGGAUCAUCCAGCGGUACUAAACCAUCUAGUUCUCCUAGUACUAUACAUCCAACUGGACCAUCCAGCAGUACUAAAUCACCUAGUACUGAUUCUACUCCUUGUGAAGAAUCUAGCAGUUCUGCCUCACCAAGUCCUUCCAGUUCUGGUAAACCAACUGAAGGAUCUAGUAGCUCUGCCUCACCAAGUUCUUCCAGUUCUGGAAAACCUACCGAAGCAUCCAGCAGCUCUAGUUUGCCAGAUACUGAUUCUUCUCCUUAUGAAGAAUCCAGCACCUCGACUUCACAAGGUACUGAUUCUACUCCUUGUGAAGAAUCUAGCAGUUCUGCCUCACCAAGUCCUUCCAGUUCUGGUAAACCAACUGAAGGAUCUAGUAGCUCUGCCUCACCAAGUCCUUCCAGUUCUGGUAAACCAACUGAAGGAUCUAGUAGCUCUGCCUCACCAAGUCCUUCCAGUUCUGGUAAACCAACUGAAGGAUCUAGUAGCUCUGCCUCACCAAGUUCUUCCAGUUCAGAACUAUCUAGCGCAACAUAUAGUAACUCUGGUUCACCAAGUUCUUCCAGUUCUGCAAAACCUACCGAAGCAUCCAGCAGCUCUAGUUUGCCAGAUACUGAUUCUUCUCCUUAUGAAGAAUCCAGCACCUCGACUUCGCAAGGUACUGAUUCUACUCCUUGUGAAGAAUCUAGUAGCUCUGCCUCACCAAGUCCUUCCAGUUCUGGUAAACCAACUGAAGGAUCUAGUAGCUCUGCCUCACCAAGUUCUUCCAGUUCUGCAAAACCUACCGAAGCAUCCAGCAGCUCUAGCUUGCCAGAUACUGAUUCUUCUCCUUAUGAAGAAUCCAGCACCUCGACCACGCUAGGUACUGAUUCUUCUCCUUAUGAAGCACCCAGCAGUUCUGCCUCACCAAGUUCUUCCAGCUCUGGACAACCAAGUGAACCAACAAGCAGCUCUGCCUCUCCUAGUUCAUCAAGUUCUGAACAACCUAGUGAAACUCCAAGCAGCUCUGCCUCACCUAGUUCUUCCAGCUCUGAACAACCCAGUGGAGCACCCAGCAGCUCAGCCUUACCAAGUUCUUCCAGCACUGGACAACCAAGUGGAGAACCCAGCAGCUCUGCUUCACCAAGUUCUUCCAGCUCUGAACAACCCAGCGGUGCACCCAGCAGCUCUGCCUCACCAAGUUCUUCCAGCUCUGGACAACCAAGUGAACCCUCAAGCAGCUCUGUCUCACCAAGUUCUUCCAGUUCUGAACAACCCAGCGGAGCACCGAGCAGUUCGGAAUCGCCAAUUUCUGAAUCUACUCCUUGUGAAGAGUCCAGCGUAGCACCAAGCAGCUCUGCUUCUCCUAGUUCUUCCAGCUCGGAACAACCAUGGGGAGCACCCAGCAGCUCUGCCUCACCAAGUUCUUCAAGCUCUGAACAACCCAGUGGAGCACCCAGCAGCUCAGCCUCAUCAAGUGCUUCCAGCUCUGGACAACCAAGUGAACCACCAAGCAGCUCUGCCUCACCAAGUUCUUCCAGCACUGGACAACCAAGUGGAGAACCCAGCAGCUCUGCUUCACCAAGUUCUUCCAGCUCUGAACAACCCUGGGGAGCACCUAGCAGCUCUGCCUCACCAAGUUCUUCCAGCUCUGAACAACCCAGUGGAGCACCCAGCAGCUCACCCUCACCUAGUUCUUCCAGCUCUGAACAACCCAGUGGAGCACCCAGCAGCUCUGCCUCACCAAGUUCUUCAAGCUCUGAACAACCCAGUGGAGCAACCAGCAGCUCAGCCUCACCAAGUUCUUCCAGCUCUGGACAACCAAGUGAACCACCAAGCAGCUCUGCCUCACCAAGUUCUUCCAGUUCUGAACAACCAAGUGAACCACCAAGCAGCUCUGCCUCACCAAGUUCUUCCAGCUCUGGACAACCAAGUGAACCACCAAGCAGCUCUGCCUCACCAAGUCCUGCCAGUUCUGAACAACCCACUGGAGAACCCAGUAGCUCUGCCUCACCAAGUUCUUCCAGUUCUGAACAACCCAGUGGAGCACCCAGCAGCUCUGGCUCACCUAGUUCUUCCAGCUCUGAACAACCCAGUGGAGCACCCAGCAGCUCUGCUUCACCAAGUUCUCCCAGCUCUGAACAACCCAGCGGUGCACCCAGCAGCUCUGCCUCACCAAGUUCUUCCAGCUCUGGACAACCAAGUGAAACCUCAAGCAGCUCUGCCUCACCAAGUUCUUCCAGUUCUGAACAACCCAGUGGAGAACCCAGUAGCUCUGCCUCACCAAGUCCUCCAAGUUCUGAACAACCCAGCGGAGCACCGAGCAGUUCGGAAUCACCAAGUUCUUCCAGCUCUGGACAACCAAGUGAACCCUCAAGCAGCUCUGCCUCACCAAGUUCUUCCAGUUCUGAACAACCCAGCGGAGCACCGAGCAGUUCGGCCUCACCAAGUUCUUCCAGCUCUGGACAAUCAAGUGAACCACCAAGCAGCUCUGCCUCACCAAGUUCUUCCAGCUCUGAACAACCCUGGGGAUCACCCAGCAGCUCUGCCUCACCAAGUUCUUCCAGCUCUGGACAACCAAGUGAACCACCAAGCAGCUCUGCCUCACCAAGUUCUUCCAGCUCAGAACAACCCUGGGGAGCACCCAGCAGCUCAGCCUCACCAAGUUCUUCCAGCUCUGGACAAUCAAGUGAACCACCAAGCAGCUCUGCCUCACCAAGUUCUUCCAGCUCUGAACAACCCUGGGGAUCACCCAGCAGCUCUGCCUCACCAAGUUCUUCCAGCUCUGGACAACCAAGUGAACCACCAAGCAGCUCUGCCUCACCAAGUUCUUCCAGUUCUGAACAACCCAGUGGAGCACCCACCAGCUCUGCCUCACCAAGUUCUUCCAGCUCUGGACAACCAAGUGAACCACCAAGCAGCUCUGCCUCACCAAGUUCUUCCAGUUCUGAACAACCAAGUGAACCACCAAGCAGCUCAGUCUCACCAAGUUCUUCCAGCUCUGGACAACCAAGUGAACCCCCAAGCAGCUCUGCCUCACCAAGUUCUUCCAGUUCUGAACAACCCAGUGGAGCACCCACCAGCUCUGCCUCACCAAGUUCUUCCAGCUCUGAACAACCCUGGGGAGCACCCAGCAGCUCUGCUUCACCAAGUUCUUCCAGCUCUGGACAACCCAGCGGUGCACCCAGCAGCUCUGCCUCACCAAGUUCUUCCAGCUCUGGUCAACCAAGUGAACCCUCAAGCAGUUCUGCCUCACCAAGUUCUUCCAGUUCUGAACUACCCUGGGGAUCACCCAGCAGCUCUGCCUCACCAAGUUCUUCCAGUUCUGGACAACCAAGUGAACCACCACGCAGCUCGACCUCAUCAAGUUCUUCCAGUUCUGAACAGCCCAGUGGAGCACCCAGCAGCUCAGCCUCACCAAGUUCUUCCAGCACUGGACAACCAAGUGGAGAACCCAGCAGCUCUGCUUCAUCUAGUCCUUCCAGUUCUGAACAACCCAGCGGAGCACCGAGCAGUUCGGAAUCGCCAAUUUCUGAAUCUACUCCUUGUGAAGAGUCUAGCGUAGCACCAAGCAGCUCUGCCUCUCCUAGUACAUCCAGUUCUGAACAACCUAGUGAAACUACAAGCAGCUCUGCCUCACCUAGUUCUUCCAGCUCUGAACAACCCAGUGGAGCACCCAGCAGUUCUGCUUCACCAAGUUCUUCCAGCUCUGAACAACCCAGCGGUGCACCCAGCAGCUCCGCCUCACCAAGUUCUUCCAGCUCUGGACAACCAAGUGAACCCUCAAGCAGCUCUGCCUCACCAAGUUCUUCCAGUUCUGAACAACCCAGUGGUGCACCCAGCAGCUCAGCCUCACCAAGUUCUUCCAGCACUGGACAACCAAGUGGAGAACCCAGCAGUUCUGCUUCACCAAGUUCUUCCAGCUCUGAACAACCCAGCGGUGCACCCAGCAGCUCUGCCUCACCAAGUUCUUCCAGCUCUGGACAACCAAGUGAACCCUCAAGCAGCUCUGUCUCACCAAGUUCUUCCAGUUCUGAACAACCCAGCGGAGCACCGAGCAGUUCGGCAUCGCCAAUUUCUGAAUCUACUCCUUGUGAAGAGUCUAGCGUAGCACCAAGCAGCUCUGCCUCUCCUAGUUCAUCCAGUUCUGAACAACCUAGUGAAACUUCAAGCAGCUCUGCCUCACCUAGUUCUUCCAGUUCUGAACAACCCAGUGGGGCAACCACCAGCUCUGCCUCACCAAGUUCUUCUAGCUCUGAACAACCCAGUGAAGCAACCAGCAGUUCUGCCUCACCAAGUUCUUCCAGUUCUGGACAACCAAGUGAACCACCAAGCAGCUCUGCUUCACCAAGUUCUUCCAGCUCUGAACAACCCAGCGGUGCACCCAGCAGCUCUGUCUCACCAAGUUCUUCCAGCUCUGGACAACCAAGUGAACCCUCAAGCAGCUCUGCCUCACCAAGUUCUUCCAGUUCUGAACAACCCAGCGGAGCACCGAGCAGUUCGGAAUCUCCAAGUUCUUCCAGCUCUGGACAACCAAGUGAACCCUCAAGCAGCUCUGCCUCACCAAGUUCUUCCAGUUCUGAACAACCCAGCGGAACACCGAGCAGUUCGGCAUCUCCAAUUUCUGAAAGUACACCUUGUGAAGAAUCUAGCGUAGCACCAAGCAGUUCUGCUUCGCCUAGUUCUUCCAGUUCUAUCCAUCCUAGCGGCGGAGCAAGUAGCUCUUCUUUGCCAAGUUCUGGUUCAUCCCCUUGGAUCAGUUCGACCCGUUUUCCUCACCACUUUACUGAUUCAGUCGGUCGACAGUGCUAUUGUUAUUGAUUUUUAAUGUUACGUAAAAUUUUUUAAUUCGGCUAAGUUAUUUUAAAACGUCUACAAUUUUUCCAUAUCUAUCUGAAACAUAAUUACUAAACAGAGAAUAAAUUUAUAAUUGCCUUUUUUUGUAAAUUGGAUCAAACUGUUAUUUUAAUUGAAUAAAUUAUUCUAUGAAAAUAUCUCAGUAUCCGAAAUUUCAUAUUAGAUGUACUUAAUCAUCUUGUUAUAUUUCCCACAAAUUUUUUGUCCGAUGUUGAUAUUACAUAGGGAAAUGUGAUGAGGCGAA
Molecule: messenger RNA, 5796 nt
Organism: Vespa mandarinia (Asian giant hornet)
Lineage: Eukaryota; Metazoa; Arthropoda; Insecta; Hymenoptera; Vespidae
Source: RefSeq, a predicted model, not a curated record